UAUUUGCAUAGCCGCCCUCCCCUUUCGGAGCGCUGGUGACGUCAGCCCGGGUUCUGCAGGCAGGUGCCGUCGCCUCGCGCCGCUUGUGCUGCUGCUGCUGCAUUUGCUGCUAGACCCGAAGUGCGUUCCCGAGAUGGCCUCCGCCACCGACGCCCGCUACGGCCAGAAAGAGUCCUCCGACCAGAACUUUGACUACAUGUUCAAGAUCCUCAUCAUCGGCAACAGCAGCGUCGGUAAGACAUCCUUCCUCUUCCGCUACGCCGACGACUCCUUCACGCCCGCCUUCGUCAGCACGGUCGGCAUCGACUUCAAAGUCAAGACCAUCUACCGCAACGACAAGCGGAUCAAGCUGCAGAUCUGGGACACGGCUGGGCAGGAGCGAUACCGGACCAUCACCACCGCCUACUACCGGGGAGCCAUGGGCUUCAUCCUGAUGUACGAUAUCACCAACGAGGAGUCCUUCAACGCCGUCCAGGACUGGUCGACCCAGAUCAAGACCUACUCGUGGGACAACGCCCAGGUCCUGCUGGUGGGGAACAAGUGCGACAUGGAGGACGAGCGGGUCGUCUCGUCGGAGCGGGGCCGCCAGCUGGCCGAGCACCUGGGGUUCGAGUUCUUCGAGGCCAGCGCCAAAGACAACAUCAACGUCAAGCAGACCUUCGAGCGCCUGGUGGACAUUAUCUGUGAAAAGAUGUCUGAGUCGCUGGACACGGCCGACCCCGCCGUCACUGGGGCCAAGCAGGGUCCGCAGCUGACCGACCAGCAAGCCCCCCCGCACCAGGACUGUGCCUGUUGAAGAGACUCCCAGGCGGAGCCCCCCUCACCCCGCCCCCCUCUCCUGCUGCACCU
Messenger RNA from Lacerta agilis (Sand lizard), 849 nucleotides. It is a transcript of the gene RAB3A, whose product is annotated as RAB3A, member RAS oncogene family. The transcript has 5 exons. NCBI's taxonomy places the organism in Eukaryota, Metazoa, Chordata, Lepidosauria, Squamata, Lacertidae. Gene Ontology annotation, biological process: axonogenesis; maintenance of presynaptic active zone structure; protein secretion. Gene Ontology annotation, molecular function: GTPase activity; GTP binding. The record is from RefSeq and is a predicted model, not a curated record. Gene Ontology annotation, cellular component: endosome; synaptic vesicle; axon. The coding region runs from base 134 to 796 and encodes 220 amino acids.